AUUUUUUUUAUUUCUAUGGAAAAUUUCUUUUCUUUAUCUCUUAGAAUGGACGAAAAUCUUCAAUGCCAGUUUUUGUCUUGGUGGUGGAUGUCAAACCCUCCAUUCUGAUUGUUUUCACUUACUUACAGUCCGCCCAUCUGUACUCAAUGUAAAUUCUAAAUAUUUCUUCCUUUAUAACUGCUAAUUCUGUUUCUGUGCUACUUAGUAUUCUCCAUCGAUUUACCUUAACGGUUGCUGAUAUUUUCGUUCAUUCAUCUCAAGUUGUUUACAUUGCUGCUAUCUUCACAUUGGUUCAAUUCUACUCACAGCGAAUAACUAUAAGGAAUUAAAAAGAAGAAAUUUCUCAGCAUUUAUUAAAAUGGAAUACAAAAGUCGUUCUGCAUCCAUUUCGAAGGUUUUUCAGUAUUUUCAACCUUCUCAACAAGAAAGCGCUCAAACAUUAUCAGAAUCAAACCUUAUAGAUACACUAAGAACUGAUUUUUAUUCUUCUAUUCGGACGCAACUUUCUGAAAACCAUCCUGCUAGUAUCGAAGAGUUGCAAAAUCUUAUUCAAAACCUCUAUGCUUUUUGGUUUUCUUACAAAGACUACGUUGGAAAAGAUCCCACUAUUCAACUUGAACAUGUCCAGCAAUGUUUCUGGAGUCUCUGCCGAAGACAUUUACCGCUUGACCAAAUACGGAAGCCCUUAUUCGCUUACCUAAAGAAAAUCUUGAGUUUAUGGUCAGAAAAUGAGUCGAAUUCUUAUCUUGGCUUAGAAGACUUUUUCCACCUUUGCGAAAGGCUACGACAGUUGGGUCUGGCUUCAGAAUUGAAGGAAACCUUCGCUCUAUCGCUGAAAGAUCAUGUUCAAACCCUUCUGUAUGAACGUUACGGGUCUCAAUGGGACUAUGGAGUUUAUCAAGAAGCAGCUGAAUGGAUUAGAAGUGAACUUACACUUUUGGUAGAGCAUGUCUCAUUCCUCUCGACAGCUUCUGUACAUUCUCAGCUGGAUCAGUUGGUUUCCAAGCUUUUAGGAAGACUUCGAUCCGACUCUAUUUUUGAUAUAGUGUUAGAGUAUCCUCGAUCAUCCGGAGCUAUAGAAGACUUAAGACUCGCUGCUCGCCAACCUGAACAACGUCAGUACUUAGUAGAAAGGUUUAUGUCUACUUGUGAAAAAAGUAUUUUGAGGCCGAGCAAGGAUACUUCUUCGAUCCUUGUUUUUUAUGUUUCAACUAUACGGUGUUUUCUCGCAUUAGAUCCUCCAGGGGUAUUAUUGGAUAAGGCCGUAAAACCUAUCCGUACUUUUCUCAAUGAGCGAGAUGACACUAGUAAAUCUUUAGUCUACCUUCUUUUCAGCAAAUCCAAAAAUGGCUUAUCAUCCGAGCUAGCAAAAAUCCCAGCGAGCAACGUGGAUGCUGCUUCUGAUCGAAAUGAUUACCUUAAGUGGAUGCCAGAUCCCAUUGAUGCAGCUCCUGACUUUCGGAAACCUACGGAUAAAGAUAUUAUUGCGAGCCUAAUAUCUAUUUUCAAGAGUAAAGAAACACUAAUUAAAGAACUGCAGCUCUUGCUUGCGGACCGUUUAUUACAAAUUACGGAUUAUAAUUACGAUCACGAAUCCAAAAACAUAGGAUUCUUGAAAUAUCGUUUUGGGGAAUCCACGCUGCAAAUGUGUAAUGUAAUGCUUGAAGAUAUUAGAAAAUCGAAAUCGAUUGAUGAGUUCAUCCAUGGAAGGAAAGAUGUGUCACCCGUGUUUCAUGCGACUAUUUUAUCUAGAAUCUUUUGGCCUAAUCUUGUAGUUCGGCCGUUCCGUGUGCCCAAAGCAAUCCAGGAAGAACUCAAUAAGUAUGCCGCUAGUUUUUCAAAGAAAAAAAAUAAACGCGAGCUGGUUUAUCUUCAAAACCUGGGAACCGUGGAAUUGGAAAUUACGCUUGAAGACAGAACGUUGGAUUUAUCAGUUACGCCUGAGCAAGCUACGCUAAUAUCUUUAUUCGAAGAGUCACUGACACUUAGAUUGGAAGAUGCUGCGGAAAAACUUGAUCAGUCAGUCGAUAUCGUAAAGAAGCAUAUUAAUUUUUGGGUUCACCAUCAAGUAUUGACAUUGGUAAAAGACGAUGUGUACGGUGUUCGCGAAACACAACAAGAAGCGGCUAUUGUUGAUACAGUUAUUGAAGACGAGCCUGCUUCAGCCGUUCAAUCACAAGCGGAAGUAGCAGGUUCAGAAAUGCGUGUUUAUUGGUCCUUUGUGGUCGGUAUGCUUACGAAUCUUGGCUCUUUGGAGUUGGAAAGAAUUCACAACAUGUUGACAAUGUUUAUACCGCCGCCAAAUGGGUACAAUCGAACGCAAAAUGAAUUACGAGAGUUUCUUGCUUUGAUGGUCAAAGAAGACAAGUUGGAGUUUACUGGAGGUGCGUAUAAGCUAAAGUGAUCUUCUUUUCUUUAUUUGAUUCCAUUCCUUAACGAUUUCCACUCAUGCUUAUGAAAUAUCCUAUCUAAUGAAAGCCUGUUUUGCUAGUUAUUGUAAUUUUUUAUCUCAUAAGGUAAUGAUAUUGAACUCAUGCGCCGACA
Molecule: messenger RNA, 2544 nt
Organism: Schizosaccharomyces cryophilus OY26
Lineage: Eukaryota; Fungi; Ascomycota; Schizosaccharomycetes; Schizosaccharomycetales; Schizosaccharomycetaceae
Product: anaphase-promoting complex subunit Apc2
Exons: 3
Coding region: 359-2404 (681 amino acids)
Biological process (GO): ubiquitin-dependent protein catabolic process
Cellular component (GO): anaphase-promoting complex
Molecular function (GO): ubiquitin protein ligase binding
Source: RefSeq, a predicted model, not a curated record